This is a messenger RNA of Penicillium brevicompactum, 1329 nucleotides long. RefSeq names its product putative C2H2 finger domain protein. The transcript has 3 exons. Gene Ontology annotation, cellular component: preribosome, large subunit precursor. Gene Ontology annotation, biological process: ribosomal large subunit biogenesis. NCBI's taxonomy places the organism in Eukaryota, Fungi, Ascomycota, Eurotiomycetes, Eurotiales, Aspergillaceae. The record is from RefSeq and is a predicted model, not a curated record. The coding region runs from base 1 to 1329 and encodes 442 amino acids. Gene Ontology annotation, molecular function: zinc ion binding; nucleic acid binding.
AUGUCUGCGACUCCUGAAGACUCUGCAGCAGCCCUGCAAUACACUUGCAACACCUGUCUCGUUGGCUUCCACCGCAGCGAUGCGCAAAGGGAUCACAUGCGGAAAGAUUGGCAUCACUACAACAUGAAGCGUCGCAUGGCUUCUUUGCCCCCCGUUACCCUCGAAACCUUUAACGAAAAGGUCCUUGCCGCCAAGGCCGUGUCCAACGAAGCCGCUGCUAAGGCCUCUUACGAGAAGACUUGCCACACAUGCAACAAGGCGUUCUACAGCGAGAACUCUUACAAGAACCACAUCAACAGCUCCAAGCACAAGCAACGCGAAGCCCACCUUCGCAAGGACGGUGAUAACGCUUCUGUCCAAAGCUCCGCCUUUUCUCUCGGAGAGCCCGUCAACAAGGCUAGCGACAACGACGUGUCCAAGGUCACCGAAAACCUCAAGUCGGCCACCAUUGAUGAGGGCGAUGAGGAUGUUGAUGUUGACGCUGAGGAGGAUGGCAACAAGAUUGAAUUCUCCCCAUCUCUCUGCCUGUUCUGCAAGACCGACUCCAGCGACAUUCACACCAACGUGGAACACAUGCGCAAAGAUCACGGAAUGUUCAUUCCUGAGCAGAAGUACCUCGCUGAUAUCGAUGGCCUCAUCCACUACCUCUGGCGCAAGAUUACCGAAAACUUUGAAUGUCUCCUUUGCCACACUAUGCGCAACACCGCGGAAGCCAUUCGAACUCACAUGCGUGAUAAGAGCCACUGCAGAAUUGCCUUCGAGACCGAAGAUGAGCAGGUCGAGAUUGGACAGUACUACGAUUUCCGCAGCACAUACGAUGAUGAUGAAGACGACUCAUCGCCCGCAAGCGGUGGUGUCAAGGUCAACGGGGAUGGAGAAGACCAAGGGUGGGAGACUGAGAGUUCCGGAUCUGACGACGAGGAUGAUCUUGAGAACUACCGUGGCCCAGCAGGCGCCUACGAGGAAGACUUUGAGCUUCACCUUGCUUCUGGCAAGAGUGUCGGUCAUCGCUCGCUGGCCAAGUACUACCGUCAGAACAUGCACAACUACAUGACACCUUCAGAACGAGCUGCCCGCCAGCUUGCUAUUGAAAAUGGUGAAAUCGAGGAGGACAAGGCCCGCGUCCGUAACAACCAUCACCGUGCUAUCACCACCCGCGCCAACGGUGGUCUGGGCAUGAUCAAGGCUACCGACGAGCAAAAACAGACUGCUCUCACCAAAGAGCGCCGCGAGACAACCCGUGCCCAUCGCGCAGAGAACCGCAUGCAUGCGCGCGUCCAAAGAGCCAACAACCACCAGAAGCACUACCGCGACCCCCUUCUGCAAUGA